This is a messenger RNA of Malaya genurostris, 7946 nucleotides long. RefSeq lists its product as uncharacterized. NCBI's taxonomy places the organism in Eukaryota, Metazoa, Arthropoda, Insecta, Diptera, Culicidae. The record is from RefSeq and is a predicted model, not a curated record. Gene Ontology annotation, cellular component: actin cytoskeleton; cytoplasmic side of plasma membrane. Bases 1391 to 5704 code for a protein of 1437 amino acids. The transcript is spliced from 20 exons. Gene Ontology annotation, molecular function: actin binding; phospholipid binding. Gene Ontology annotation, biological process: plasma membrane organization; cell projection assembly.
AGUAAGUUUGGUGCAAACUUCUUCACUUCAGUCUAGUGAGAAAUGUUCGCGUCGCAACAUUUGCUGCUUAAUCUCGUUUUUCGAUUGAUUUAGUGUUUAAGAAAUUUGCCAGAAAAACUGUGAAUUUUGAAUUUUGCAUAAUAUGCAUAGUGAAUAGCAGUGAAGAAUUGUGAGCUUUCUGUUUGAUGAUUUUCGUUGCGAUUUACGCUAGUGAAAAUUUUUCGAAAGCAGACAUGUUUUUAUUUGCCCAAUAUCCCGGUUUAUCUAAAUGGUGGUUACAAGAUAAAAUAUGUUUGAACUAGAUUUAAACAUUACUCGUUCGAUCUCAUUGCAACUAUUGUAAUGGCGUUUAUAGAUUAAUGCCUGGUUAUCUCUUUUUAUUGGAAUAUGCUUGGUACAAGGAAAAAUUGCACAAAAGUUUGAUAUGUGAUAUGCGUAAAUGAAAAAAAAAAACACGAUUGUGUAUGUGUCUAACAGCGACAGGACAGCAAGAAGGAUUUUCUUUCCAUUGAGUCUCAACACAUGGGAAGCAGGUAGCGUGAUCCGAUACACACGACUAGUGAUCAAAGGCUGCUACGGACGGAUGAAAAAAGUGCAACCGUAGUGCUAGUCGAAAGGUCGCAUUUUUAUGUGUAUUUGUGAGAUUUGACAAAAACGUUUUGUUUGGUAGUGAUAGUAGUAGUCCUGAAGCCAAUUGUAAAGUGGACAAAGUCAAGUGGUAAUCAAAGCAUCUCAAAUGCCUGUUUGAAUAUGUUGACUAAAAACUACUUACAAUGAAAGCCAAACCACACUAGAAUGUAGUAAAACCGUUAUAUCGUGUAUCGCAGAGUUGCCCCGUUUCAGCAAACCGCCGCAUGAUGAAAUACUAACACCAUACUUUGCUAGAGACUUGGAUUUAUGGAUUUACUGCUCACUGAAAAUAGAGGCUAUUUACCUUCAAAGUGGACAAAGUGAGAUCGAGUGAAAUGUUAAGAAUAAGCAAUUUUCAACGUCUGGGCGCAUGAAUUACAUUCAGUGGGUUUUUGUACUAUCGCUUAACUAAAGGAGAGAAAGCUUGAAUUGAAAAAAGGAGAAAGUGUGAAAACAGACUUGUGCAUCUCAAUGGCUUUCCGUCGUGUUUGCAGUAUAGUGUAUGUGAAUAGCAGUGGUAAUGUGAUUCCAAGAAUAAGUGAAUAUUACGCACACCAAAAGUCAGAGAAUGAAAAUAAAUUUACAUCUGUUGCAUUUGAAAUGUGAUGUGAAUGUGGAAAUAGAGCAAUAAUUGAUUUUCCGCAGAAAUUUUUUCCAAAAUCAGUGAGAGUAAGAUUUGAGAAUCGGAUAACGAUAUAUAACCUAAAGAUCAGGUUCGUUCUUCCAUUCAAUAGCAAGGAGCGUGCAGCUAACAAUCAUUAUGGAUAUAGGAAUAGAGCGGAGUGAAGCAGGGGCCACCAUUGGCACCCUCUUUCAGCACAUUGUCAACGACAUGAAGAAUUCUAGUCCACUGUGGGAAGAUUUCAUCGCGAAAGCUACUAAACUACAUGCCUGUUUGAGGGCGGCGAUUCAGGCGUUGGCGGCAUAUUUAGAAGCUUUCCAAAAAAUUGCUGAUUCGGCAACCAAUUCAAAAGGUGCCACCAAAGAAAUAGGCACAGCUCUGACGCGCGUGUGUUUACGACAUAAGGCAGUGGAAACGAGAAUGAAAACCUUCACCGCCGCGAUCAUGGACUGUUUGAUUGUGCCGCUCCAAGAGAAAUUAGAGGAUUGGAGAAAACAUGUUGCUAUUAUAGAUAAAGACCACGCCAAAGAGUACAAGCGCUGUCGGACGGAGUUGAAAAAACGUUCCAGCGAUACCCUACGGUUGCAAAAGAAAGCCAAAAAAGGUCAAGCUGACAAUUUGCACAUUCUGGUGGAGUCUUCCAUGCAGGAUGUGACACUGCGGCGAACUGAGCUCGAAGAGGUGGAACGGAAGUCGCUACGGGCCAUCAUGGUCGAAGAGCGGUCACGAUACUGCACGUUUGUAAAUAUGUUACAACCCGUGGUUCACGAGGAAUGUGAGGUGAUGUCAGAAUUAAGUCAUCUACAAGAAGCAAUGCAAUUAAUAGCAAUAGUAACGAAAGAUCCAUCUAUCCUGCCGCAAGCUUCAGAAGAACUAAUUUUAGAGUCAAAAACGAAUAUCAAUUUUUACCCUGAUUCACCCGGCGGUUCCAAUUCACAGGGAGGCUGUUCGAACUCGCUAGGAUCACGUAAAAGUUCGGUAUGCUCAAUUAGUUCAAUGAACAGUAGCAGUAGUGGUUCUCCAGGUCAUCAGUUCCAGCGAUCGCUAUCACAGUACUCCCCAGCGAUACGUUUGAAACCAGGUGAAUCUAGUGAUAGCGGAUUUUGUUCUUCGCCAGCUUUAACUUCGCAGGCCUCCACACUUGCUAGUCAAUCGCAUGCGGUUUCUACGUGGCCUCCGCAUACACAAGACAACGCUUCAAGUGCUGAUCGGCCUCAUACUAUUUCAUCAGCAUAUGAGAAAGGUCACCAACGGCCAGCGCUCACAGUUUAUACGUUCCAGAACCCGGAAACGAUAUCUGAGAAUCAGAAGUCUCCUGCUAACAUAUCAUGCCGACCGCCGCUCCCUGUGCGUUGUUCAUCGUUAGAAAGGCCAUUAUCAACAGCUUCCAUGAAAAAUGCAAAUACAAACGCCCCAAGGCAAUGCCCUUCACCUAUUCCAGCCCACAUUACCAAAGAACACCCACAACUACAGCCCACCUACGUCAAUAUGACUGAACUGGCAUCGAUGGCCGCCUCCAAAGUUACUAACAACAACCAUAACAAUAAUACAACUAACCAGUCCCCAUCGGUGAUACAAACUCCAAUACAGCCACAAACAAUUGGAUACCAACAGCUUCAGCAACCGAAUUCACCAGUGUUGUCUUCCGCUUCGUCGCUCAUUUCACCAGAUUCAUGUGCCACUAAUGCAAUUAGUUCACCAGAUGUAUCUGCGUGCAGCACUCAGACUCCACAAAAUACGCCCCAAACAGAAUCUCCCCAGACACCCAUCUACAGCGGCAGUGCGAUGUCGGUUGUUGGAUCUGGUAGCGGUAAUGGUGAAAGUGUCGUCGAUGGAAGCGUUCCAACGAGUCCAAAACACGUGGCUACUACAAUCGAAACCGAAAGUAAUAAUGAUAACAAUAAACACCUGUCGUCGUCAGCACCGAAUGACCUCGAUGAUAACCCAUCAAUUCAAGAUAAUACUAACAACCAAUCUCAAUUCACCACAGAUAAAGAUAUCCUUAAAUGUACCGGUUCAGUUCUAGAGAAAACAUCUAUGUUUGAGCAACAAAUCAACAAUAACCAACAUCAACAGCAAGUAUUAUUAAAUACACCAACACGCGUUGAAAACGUUUACGGACACAAAGGCGAAGAAAUUUACAAAACAACAGGUCUACAUCCAGAUCGAGAUGCUGAGCGAAUCGAUAAAGAAACGAUUGAGGAGUUAAAUAAUUUAAUUGGUGAACUAGACCUAUUUCAAAAGGAGCACGAGUUACGAUUAGAAGAGCAUCUGUUACCUUUACCUGAAAAAGGCGUCAAUGGUAAUGUAUCGUCGAAUAACAGUGAUUCGAACGAAAGCGAACGUAACGAUAAAGAGUCGAUCUCAAGUUCGAUGAACAUUGAAGGACUGAGUUUAUCAUUAAACAGUACUAGUUUUGGAAAUGAUUAUUCGUUCAACUACAGCGACAGUGACAUCAACAAGGGCAACCAAAGAGGUAGUGAUACGACUGAAUACCCUAACACUGGAUUUGAAAAUCCUUCUUUCGUGCAUCUGAAUGAAUCAGAAAUUGUUGUAAUGCGACAGAAUGAUUUCGGCAAAGUUGAUCCGGAGAACUACUACAGUCAGAACAUGAGCGAGGUGGUGGUUCUACGUUGCAAGGAUGUUUCGAAAAGUGAUUCAACACGCAUUGAAGACGCAAUCAGUGUCGAAAGUCAACAACGGCUCAGUUCGUUUAAACUAAAUUCACGAUCUGCUUCACCAGCGUUAUCAUCGUUCGGACUUUCUCGAUCACCCACGCCAUGCUUUUCGUUGCCGCCUAGUAACGCCACAACUCCCACGAUGGCGUCACCACAACACACUUUACACAAUAACAGUGGCAACAACAACUAUGUGAUAAAUCAACAACAACAACAUCCGCAGCAACAUUUUGUCAAUGGUAAUCAGAAAUGCUCGUUGAUCUCAAUGCCAUCCGAUGAACGCAUUAAUAGAAUUAAGCCUGCAAUCACACCUCGACCUGCAUCGUUAACUGGAGCUAGCCGGGUCGCUCGACGGUCCUCUGUAAAUACUAUAAAACCUCCACCUCCUGUUAGGAGAAGCUCCAGUGUGACACCAAACCCCAAUAUGGGAACUAGCUCGCCAAAUUUAUCUCAGCAAAGUCAUGCUUAUACUUCCUCAGAAAGUUUACCGCCUCCUCCUGCGUACCUGCUCGAUAGUACUGCUGGAAACUCACCAAUUCCAGGAAACGUAGCAGGAACAGUGAAAGCUUUAAAUGAAAUCCGACACAAGCCAGCAAGUCCUAGUGUCCUUCGACGCGCUCACCAAAACCUAUCAAAUCAACAACAACCAUUAUCCCAAUAUUCCACCAACGUAUACAAUACUAGCCCGCCCAAAAAUGAACCCUGUAGAUAUGCUUCGCCGUCUAAUACGCAGCACCUUCCGCUAAACACUGCUAAUUCUGUUGGUGAUAGCCCUAACUUGUCUGCAAAUCGCGCUUCGAAAUCGAGCCAUCACCAACAAGGCAUUUAUGCACAACCGAAGCAGAUAACGACAAUGUCCAGUUUCCGAACAACUAGUCCAGGUCCGCAAAAACAAAAUAGUGGAUUUUUGGCUCAGCUCAAUGCUAGAAUCACUCCCAGUAAGACUCAACAGCAACAGUCGUCGCCCCAGCACUAUCAAUCGCAGCAGCAAUCUUACACUUAUACGACUGCUCCGUCGAAUGAACCAGUAUAUCAUAGAAGUAGUCCUGCAGAUCAACGUUCUUCCUACAACAUCAGUAAUCAGCAACAGCAAACUUCGCAGGGAAUCUACUCAACAUCUCCGCAGCAAACGUCAGCGCACCAGCAACAAUCACAGUACUACUACCAUCAACAAGUGCAGUCACAUCAACAACAUUCAACGUCGAACAGUCAAAGAGACGGUAAAGCCCAAAUUUAUUCAUCCGCCCCUUCCCAAAACCAGCAACCACAUCACCAUCAUAGUAAGCAGCAACAGACCCUCCAACAGCCGCAAACAAAGACGCAGUUCUAUUACCAGCAAACACAACCGCAGCAAACUUUUGCUACUCAGAAUAUUUACGUGUCUACCAAUCCAUUCGCAACAGCCAGUCCGGUUCACUCUAGCUACUCACCUUCGUCUUUCGGUAAAUCUCCACGCGAUGGCCAUGAUUCUGGUCAUGGGGGCGGUACCCACAGCCGAUCAAAUCAACAACUUCGCGGUAACAUUGUUGGCAAUGCUAACAAUACUAACAACGUGCUCGCCAAAACCAGUGCUGGAUUUCUAGAAAAUCUAAACGCAAGACUUGCCGAACAAAGACUGUCAGGAAAAGCGUUUGCUGUACGGAAUUUGAUCAACAGCAAAGCACUGCCUGAUCCACGAAUAUGCCACGAAUCACUAAUGGAUCAAAUCAAACGUGGUGCCACUCUGAAGCGAAAUCGUACGAUAAAUGAUCGAAGUGCACCGAAAAUUCAUUAGAAAGCUCCGUAGAAAAGGGAGAUAAUCCCUUACAGAAAAAACUGUAAGCCAAAUAAUACUAAGCCCAUAAGUGGUAAGUUGGAGAAAAAUAGUUCCCUAAGUACUCAUCGAAUGAGUGCCACUAAUUACACAGUCGUCGCUAUAUCAGCAACUGAAUUACGUCCAGCGUUAAUCGAAAGUCGGAUAAGCAAAAUUCUACAAGAAUGAUUGAACACCUUUCGCUAGUCGAAAAUGGAGGAAAAAGAAUUCUAAAUCAAAAAAAAAAACAUAUACCUUGGAUCUUCAAAAUGUUUAGCGAGAGUGCCCGAAGACAAACGACGAAGUAAAGGAAAGUUAAUUAUACAUAUUUCAAGUGUUAUCUAUUUACUAACAUGUAUUUAAUUAAUCAGUUUAUUCAUUAUGAAAUAUGCUGUAUUAGUUAGGAUGCUGGAUAGCGUAGCGAAAUUGAAGCGAACAAGUUGAGCUUAGUGAAGUUAGAGAUGCUACACUCCAAGUAUUUGGUUUUCGCAAACUACUCUAUAGUUUAAGUAUGAUUCGAAAAAGCUUCCUUUCCGAAUACUACGUGCGUGAACUGCUUUUAUUUUAGCAUUGUGUUCGUGAAUGAGAACAUUUUUACUAUAACAAUAUAAUAUACAUAUAACAUUAUAUACUCUUGAAAUUCAUACCAAAGGAGCAAUUUUUCAUUUAAUCUUUCAAAACUUUUAAACCAUUUCGAGUUUUAACAUUGAAACAACAGAACUGAUUCUUGCUUAGAAAAUGUAUACAACAGCAUCGUGGAAUAUCAUUUUCUCCCAUGUAACGCAAAGCACUGAACGAACUACAAGAAACUCCUUUAGGAGUAAUUCGAAUGUCUAUCAACAAAAGAAAACUAUAUAUCAAUUAUGAACCGUGGUACUGAAGUUAUAUACAAACUGUAUAUUCUACGUGUAAACAAAUAAAAUACAAUUUAUCAAAUGCUAGUUAUACACAGCAAAGUCAGGUAGGGGAAACAGUAAAAACAUUCGAUGUCGUCCAUUAAAAUGUAGGAAUACAAAACAUUCGCAUUAAUAACGGAAGCUCAACCACAUGUAAAUCUUUGUUUUUCAGUAUUGUACGAAAAGAGCGAAUGAAGGCUGAUUUCUAGCAACACCUGAGAUACCAUCGUGAAAUCUUUUUCUUCGGAAUAGGUAUCAACAGUUCAAGGGUAAUCGUAUCCAAAUUCUUCUCAGAUCCACGAUUAAGAACAUCAAAUAAAGUUCACUCUGUCUCCUCUGUUUAAUGUGUUUGCUCAAAAACUAGGAUUAAAAUCGGUGAUUUCCUCUCAAGUUUUCGUUUCUCAAUGAACACGUUUCUCAUACAAAUGUUUCUUAGUCGUGGAUUGUAAUCUGUCCGUCAAGGAAUCCGUAAAAAUUUGCGGUAUCUCUACCGAUGAGAUGAGUAUAGGAACUAUUAUCCUAUCUGAAUUAGUUUCCUACUAAACAUUCGUCUUCUACCAAAGACAAAUUGUAAGCCGGGCCUUCCCACGCCUUUUUCCAAUUAAACAAGGAAAAAAUUCUCUUCCCUUCUUGGUACCAGUACAUACAUCAAAAGAGGCUAAAUUAUUUACCAUCAGAAUGUUAUUUUUUCAGUGAUUAUUUAUUUUGCACACCGAUAUUUAUUGCCCCUGUGUGUGGAUGAUGUUAUUAUUUUAUGUCGAUUUAUCGCGCCGAACAGAUCGAAUCUCGUAUGGAUACUCUUUGGUAAUCAUACAACGUGAUGAAAGUGUCUAACCGCGGUGUUGUCUAUAGUAUCCAGUAGACAUGACGAUGGUUGUAAACACGCGUUAUGAUUAAAGCGAUCCUAUUCUGUUAUAACUUAUACAUUUAUUUAUUUGUGCUACUAAACCAUAACAAAAAAUCGUCACAAUAACCUAAGGAUAGUAUUUAGGUCCCGAAGGCUUAACAAAACAAUACUAAAUGCUGCGAACAACAACAAAAAAAAAACAAUAAUUACUAGAUAGGCGAACCAGAGCGAAACUACGAAACACUCCGCAAAAACCCAACAAACACUAGCACGAAAUUAGCAGAUUACGAGAAGCAAGAGUGAAUAUAUUUUUAUACAAACGAACGCUAAACUUGUGUUUUUCGGGUAAAAACUGAACGUAACGACUAUCGGUGAAAUUCUGUAUUGUUCAAUUUAAUUCAUUAUACACUAUGGUAACAUCGUGAACAUAUAUUGCUGUAUUCUAGAACGAAAAUAUCAAAUAAAAGUGCAUAACUCAAAA